Molecule: messenger RNA, 5946 nt
Organism: Bursaphelenchus okinawaensis
Lineage: Eukaryota; Metazoa; Nematoda; Chromadorea; Rhabditida; Aphelenchoididae
Source: the annotation of a GenBank genome assembly
AUGCGCGACGAUGCAAUGUGGCGUCCGAUUGCCAUGGAGGAGUCGUCGAUGAUACGAAAGUCAUCAUGUCAACAAGGAAGGUCGAGGUGCCAGAAUCGUGGAUGUAGCUGGCACGAUGAUUCAGAAGUCGGUGGAGUGGAUUGCUAUUGUUCUAAGUCAUAUUUGGAUGAUUCUAAUGAGCAAUAUGGUGGAGGAUGUGCAGAUGAUGAAAUUAAUAGUGGGGUUGAUACAAAGAAUUGUGAGGUUGGUGAAGUACCGGAGCAAGUUGAUGAUGAAAGUACCGGUAUUUGGAAGUAUAACUUUAACGAAUCUACUAAAAACAGCAGGAUAUCUGAAUCAACAACAACGUCAGAAGCUCAAAGGUCGAAAAGUUCGGACCAAAGGAUGAUGAAUACCUCUACUUCAAUUAGGAUAUCUAGCGUUUUACCUGUUUUAUUGCUGACUAUUGUUAUCAUUUUUCUAUUAGAACCAUCAGAUGCUGUAUUACAAGUGCAUCGACCGAGUGUCUCAUCUGUCAAACAGUGUGAUAGUCCGUGUCAUAAUGGUGAAUGUAGAGAAGGAAGGUGUAUAUGUCAUCCUGGGUGGCGAGGUACUCAAUGUGAGAGUUGUUUUGGAAGGCAACGGUAAGAUUUUCAUUAUUAUUAGUUACUGUUGGAUUUUCGGUCAAAAACUAAAAAGAAAGUUUAAUUAUUAUAAAAAACAGUUAAGGUAUUUUUUAUUUUAUGGUUAUAUAUUGCAUGUGGUAUUACUUUUAUUGGUGUUUACUGUCAAUUACCAAUACUGUUUACCUUCCAAAUCAGAAAUACUGUUUAUUACAGUUUGACGAAUGGGUCGGGUGUCAUAAUGGAUGGAUUUGGGAAGUAUCCGUCUGCUGCCAACUGCUUAUGGAUCAUCGAAGGAGAUCAGAAGGGUCCUUUACAUCUCAAGUUCAACGAGUUUGACACCGAACUCAACUGGGACCACUUGUACAUAUACGACGGUGCUAAUGUCAAUGAUAAUUUAAUUGCUGCUUUAAGGUGAGUCCAAAUUUUUUAAAUACUUUUAUUCUUUUUAGGAUUGUGGGUAAUAUUUUUUGAACUUAAAAUUGUUUUCAAAAUUUUAGACAAGUCAAUAUUUAUCUAAAAAUAGAGUUCAUACUCAACCUAAAAUGAUGUCGUACUACUUUUUUAAAACUAAAAAUUUAAUUUCAGCGGAAAAUUGUCACCUCAGCAAGAAUUCAUGGUCCCUUCAGGCAUGGCCAUACUGUACUUUACUAGCGACAUAGCCAUAAACAACCAAGGCUUCAAUAUAAGCUACACCUAUGACAAAUGUCUAUAUGAUUGUCGUGGUAAAGGUACAUGUAAGAAAGGAAUAUGUGUUUGUGAACCUGGUCAUUCUGGAGAGUCUUGCGAGCUACAGUACUGUCAUUCGAGUAUGGAGAACAAGGAAGGACCUUGUGCGACCGGUAAAUGUGUGAAUGGAAAGUGUUCAUGUCCGGAUGAUAAACAUGGCCAUCUUUGUCAAGUAAGUUCUUUCUUUUUGUUCUGGUGUUUAGGAAAUGGCAUUAUUGGACAUACUAUGGUAAGGUAUGAUAUACCUUUUUGACUGUGAAGUUGAGUAUAAUAUGAUCAACUUUAUAGAGAGAGUAACUUGAUAUUAUUUUAGUCUCCGAAAACCGAAUCGACGUGGAAUCGACUGGUCGUAAAAGCUAAGAAUGCUGAAUUGUUCCAUCCGAGAGCAGGUCAUACGGCUGUUAAUGUGGAUGAUCUUAUUUACAUUUAUGGUGGUUACAUGUUGAGCAGACAAGAUGCUAAAGACCUGGUUGUUUUUAACACCAAGACCAACGAGUUUGAAGAAGUUGUCACAAAUGGUGAGGAUGUACCCGAAAACAGAUACGACCACUCAAUGGUUUAUUAUCAGGCAUGUUGUUGAUAUUUAUGUUGUUUUGUUUGAAGUCUUUAAUUAAAAAAAAUUUAAAUCUUAUCAUUUUGUUUGUUUGAUUUAUUAGGGUAAUAUCGUCAUAUUGUAAAAAUUACAUUAUAGGGAAGCUUGUACAUAUUUGGUGGAGUGAUAACCCCAAAAGACGGUAUACCUUUUAUUACCAAUGAAGUCUGGGAGUUUAUUAUUCGAAGCAAGACCUGGAAUCGAGUUUCUCGUCAUAUCAAUGGCUCUGACGUAAGACCAUCGGCGGUUGCUGGACAUACAGCUCAUGUCCACAACAACAAAAUGUACCUGUGUUUUGGGUACAACCCAUAUCUUGGCUAUUUACCCUUUGUACAGAUCUACGAUUUGGGUAAGAUUUGAUCAAUAGACUUUUGGACAUUUUUACAAAUUAUUUAAAAAUUACUAGAAGGAUGGCUUCAUAUUUAUUUACAAUAAUCGUUUUGUGGUUCAUGAUAUAAUUUUUUACUCUUAACUUCAUGAUUUCAGUCAACCAGAUAUGGGAAGAUCCAUUGGCCAACGGUCUUGACCCGAGUGUUAUUGGUCGAUUUGGUCACUCAUCGGUCCUGAUUCCAGACACAAAACAACCAAGUAUAUUAGUCUUUGGAGGGUCUCUUCACGUUUCUAAUGGAGCCUAUGCCGUUACUGACGAAUUCAUUAGCUAUGACGUUCUAACUCGCACGUGGUAUGUUCGUAUUCCAAAAAAUAUCAUAACUUUAUUACCUAGUAUCUACUAUUAGUAAAAAUUCUUUCCAGGACCCAGAUGAAACCAUUCACCUCUCCAAGAUUCCGCCAUUCUUCAGUAUUAAUACAUGAUAUCAUGGUAUCUUUUGGAGGUAACUCUCCAAACGAAUCUUUGCCUCAUGGUAAUGGAUACUACUCUUCUCAUCUACUUAUAUAUGACACUCAUUGUAAGAAAUGGCAAGAAAUGUCAGUAGAGGAUAUUGAUGACAUCCACAGGUAUUCUCAUUCUAUGGUUACUGUAGACAAUGGUAAAAAUAUAUACGUGUUUGGCGGCUUCAAUGGUGUUAUGAAGAAUGACGUUUUGGUGUUAACCUUGGCCAGUAAGUUUUUUUACAUUUUUGGGAUAUUUAUAUGCGUCUGUCUUAUACGAGCUAUUAUAUGUUGAAUACAAGAUCUAUGUUAUGUUAUAUUGACCUAUGACUUUUUUAAUAAAUGCUUUACCAAAAUAAAUUGUAGAAGAAUGUAAUAACGAAGCCUCAACUAAUGCCGAAUGCUAUAACAUAGCCAAAGGAAUCAAGUGUGGUAUGGUAGGGAAGAAAUGUCAGUCAGUACGAAGCGACGUAUCUUAUGCUCAACCCUUUUCUAACAUAAUCAAGUCGAAUUCUGUGAGACCACAAGCUUCUAUCUGCCCAGAUGCUGACAUUACACUACAUAUCGAUCAAGAAAUGUGUUCUACAAUCAAAGAUUGCACCAAAUGCGUAUCACAGUCUAACUGUGGUUGGUGUUCAUCCACAUCUCUAUGCCAGGCAUCAUCGGCAUCGUGUUUAGAUGAAAUACAAACAGACCAACGAAUGUGCACUCAGAUGAACACAAAGACGUCGGUGUCGGUAGCUGAGAAACAAUCAUGCAGUAUGGGAUUGACAUGUCACGGCUGUAAAUACUACAAAUGUUCAUGGAUCGACCGAAAGAAGCAGUGUGUAUCACACAAGGAACAAGAACAGAUGAUAUCAGAACAAUGGCAGCGGUACAACUCAAUCGCUGGAACUCACAGUAGUGAAGUCGCCUUGAUAAAGUCUACGAGGAAGAACACUCCACCGUUCCCGUUCAGUAACUUCCGUGAACCCUUCAGAUUCCCUCAAGAACAGAAUUGUACGGCGUGCUUCCAGCUGGAUAGUUGUCAUGAGUGUGUAGACCACAAUUGUAUGUGGUGUCCAGGUACAAGGCAAUGUAUAGCAAUGGAGACCUUCAACAUUCACUUUGCUUUUGGCCAAUGCCCUACGUGGGUGACGGCCAAUAACAACCACCAUCGACACACUUGUGAACUAGACCCUUUGAAUUGUGGAGCCCAGAAGAAUGCUACAGAAUGUCAGCUAGUGGGACCAAGUUGUGGAUGGUGUGAUAGUGGUGACAAUAGAGGUACAGGAGAAUGUCUGAAGGCAAAGAAUAGUGAUGAACCAGAAGAUAAGGCUAGAUGUGAUGAGAAGCAGGGCAAGAAGUUCUACUACAUUGGAGAGCCAGAAUGCCAAUGUAAUGGUCAUUCUAAUUGUACGGCUACACAGAGACGAAGUCUGAUUGAUGUGAUUAAGAAGCAGACAAGGCAAAAGUGUGCUCAGUGUUCGGAUAACACUAAAGGCGACAACUGUGAGUACUGUGAGGAUGGAUACUAUGGAGAUCCCAGGAAUGGAGCUGAAUGUAAAAGUAAGUUUUAAAAGUAACCAAGGUGGUAUACCCAGUAUUUUUUUUAAAACGAUUAAUUGUUGUUUAUCAUGCGUUUCUUGAUAUUUCCAAGUUUAUACCUUUUCAAAAAUAGUUAUAUACAGAGCGUCUAAUUAAAUUGUCAAUGUUAACCUCAACAUUUUUAGAAUGUGACUGCGGUGUCAGAGCGAAGACUUGCAAUAGCGACGGAUCUUGUAAUUGCAUUGUGAAAGGUGCAUCUGGCCUAAAAUGCGACCAAUGUGACAACAAAUACCGCGGACGACCCGACCAUAACCAGUCGUGCACUUGUAAGUGAAAAGCCGUGACAGCAUUAGAUUGUUAGCUCAGCAGAUUAAAAUUAAGCGUUCGUUUCGAUCUGAUAUUCUAACUUACGACAAACCCUAGUUUAUAAAAGUCAUUCAACUUUUAAUUUUAAGUAAAAUUUAAAAAAUUAUUUUUUACUACCUAAUCAUACUAUUAUAUCAAGAAUAUUCUGUAAACUAACUUCAAAAACUUUAGAUGAACUAAUCAUCGACUUCAUCUACACCUUCAAGUUGGAUUCAGAUGACCCCAAAGACAAGUACGUGGAGAAGAUCUACUUUACCUCAACCCCAUUUAAACGUGACGUUGAUGUGCAAUUUACUGUGAAUUGUGAACACAAUAAUACCACAGCAAUCGUACAUUUGGACAUACAAGACAGAAACGGUAACAUCACAAAGAAGAUCAAGGCCAAUUGCACAGCAGAAGGCCUCAAAAGGACGUACCCUGCCAACGAUAACGUCUUCGGAAUCGACUCAAACACAACAUUCUUGGUCAGCGUGACAGACUUCGAAACCCCCAUCAAGAUUCAGAUCUCAUUCGCCCAAUCACCUCCCAUCAACUGGGUACUCUUCUUUGUCAUCUUCGCAGCGUAAGGGCAAUCUUUGAUUUUACUUAGCUUGUAAUUUAUUAUGUGUUACCUACUUUUAAAAAACGGUAUUAUGUGCCAUACUGUCACUGAUACUGAUAAUUCAGAUCUAUUAAAAAAAUAAAACUAAAUUAACUAUUUUUAGAUGCUUUAUCGUCUUACUCGUAGUAGCCGGUAUACUAUUGUUGAUAAAGCAACGGAUACGAAAUGCCGGAAAUGAAGCCAAUAUUAUCAUUGAGAAUGAACGUAUGGCUGCACGGCCAAAGACCGGCGUCCAACUUCAUUUGCCCGAAACUCGACAAAAUAUUGUAAGUGCAGUUUACUAUAUGCAACCUUUGCCUUAACUGCUGUAGAUCUAGUUUUUGUAUUCGAUUGGUUUACAAAUGUAAAUAUUAUGAUAAUAACAACCUAUAUGCUAUUACUAUGAUAAUAACUAACCCUAUAUGCCAUUAUCAUGAUAUUGACCAAUCACAUUUUUCCAGCAGCCAACCCCAAUAGCAAUAGAACCCUGCAAAAACCUAAGCACUGCCAUCUACACUGUAGUAGUCCGUCUACCUACUGGUGGCCAACCUCACACGCCCUAUGGUGUUUCUGGUCUAGCAGUAGCGUCAGCGCUGUGCCAUUUACCUCAAAGUCAAUUGGCGGUCCUCGAACCUCCAAACGAAGACGAAAAAGCUGGAAGUACAAACAAACGGGAUUUCAGGAGAUUCCUAUCAACUCUUAUCAGAAGAAGCCCUUGA